GCUUCCUCCAGUUCAUGAUAGCAAAACAGCCUCUGGUUCUUUCCAUUUUCACCGUACUUCUACAAUAUACAUAUACUACUGUAACCCCGGGGAACUUAAAUAAACCUUGUAAUACACGUUUUCCCUCCGUCCUCUUUUCGUGAAUUUAUCUUCUUCCUACUCAUUUCAUCCUUUUUUGUUAUGAGCUCCUUCGCGACGAACACGUACCUUUCAACUGAACAACGAUGCGCCUACCUGCUUGAUUCGAAUCUUGUUGCCGUCGUCGCUCGCCGUGAUUAUGGAUCGCAAUCCACCGAACUCUCCGAGAGUUCCGGCUACGAAGGCUAACGGAAACAUCAACGGUAAUGGUAACAGUAACGGGUUGGGUAUCGGUCGCGGUGGUAGAAACACGACACAACCCUUCAGCUCCCGACGAAUACCUCAGAAAAGUCCUAGCAAACCUGAUUCGAAAGACAACAUCACAUCCGACACAGAUACUAGUCCUAAUACUGGCUCACGACACCCCUUAUAUUCGAGCCCGAAAUACAUUCCUCAUAGCCACGGCUUCAGCGCAUCAGCUAAUAAAAUUUCCGAGUCACCGCGCGAAACGCGAAUACCUCAACCUAAGACCACAGCAGCUAUUGCAUCAUCUUUCGAUCGACAGAAUAGCCCAAUAAACAACCAAAGAAACAAGCAGAGACAUCCCCAGACCCAAUCUCUGGAUAUGCGACAGCCUUUGAACCUUAAGUCCGCCUUCGAGCUAGCUCGGCAGCAAGAGGCGGAUGACACUCUCGACGAUACCAUUAGUAUUAAGCAUGCCUUCAAUAUGGCUAGCGCUGAGAUGAACGGGCGCAUAGACGGUUCCCCUAGUCCCGCUCCACGGCGCUUGCAGUCGAGACAGUCGUACAGCGCAGCUCCCCAGAGAACUUUGACGACUGGUACGAAUAACGAUCUUGGACGUCAUCUUCAGCAAUUCGAUCGAAACCACCAGCUUAGUGCAGGCAAUGGACCACUUAAUGGCUUAUUCGGUAGGAACAGAAUUGGGCCUAAGGUGUCGGAAACCGGCAACGUCCUUGCUAAGACGACUAGCGACAACGACCUGAGAGGUUCCCCGGUGCGUCGCAGGGACAGUCAGCAGAAUGCCAUCUCAAGAGCGGAUGAACAUGCCGAAGCUGUUAUACCUAUUCCAUCUAUCGAGCACCAACCAGCCAACAAUGAUCGAAGCGACAGGGCUUCUUCGACUAAGAGACCGGCGAAUCCGUCACCCGAGAAGAGCUUUAACUGGGAACUCGACGCCGACUUUACAGCUGGUGAUCUCCAGAUUUCCGAAAGUCCCCGGAUACGAACCGAUCAAUCCAACGGAAGGUCUCGACGGACAUCAAGUAUUACAUCUACGGCUAAUGGCACGGCAAAUUCACGCCGCAGCAACAAUAGGAUUGACGAGAUUCGCCAGAAAGAAAUUGAAGCUGCGAAUGCUGUCUUGCCGGAAGAAGAUGCAUCAUCGUUCAGGCGAUCGAAUAGCCGACUUGAUGAGAUACGAGUGCGAGAGAUGGACGCGUUAUCUAAGCGAGCAGUGGCUACGAGCAGGCUCGACGAGAUACGAGUUAGAAACUCUGAGGCGCGAGAGGAGUCGCCGGAAACUGGGCGAACCUCUAACAGGGAAGAACCACGAGGUGGUUCACUCCAACUUAGUAACGAACAUGCGAAACCCCCGGAGAAUCAGCUGGGAUUGAAGGCAGAGGAAGAACAAGUCGUAGAUACCCCCGCCAUUGUACCUCGAAGCACAAGUGAACAGAAACCUAACGAGCCACCUAAAGAGAGGGCAAAUGCUUCUAAGACCGAAUACGACAGAAAUGACAGCCAACUAUCGCGAAAUGAUUCACAAGACUUACUCCGCCGUCUUGCGCGGGCAACCAGCGCUAGUCCUCCCUCUGAGAAAACCGAACCAAGAGUUAUUUCGGAUACCCUACCACCGAAAGAAAGGUCUGAUAGCAGAGAGAAUAGUCGUUCACGUUCAGCUCGGGAGGAAAGGAAAUCUAGGAACCUAGAGGUUAAGAACCUGGAGGUUAAGAGCUCUAGAGAAAGACCGACGGUUGGAUUUGCUGGUUUACGAUCAACUUCGUCUAGCGAUUCUAUUCGAGAAAAGGGGAGCAGCUUGCAUGGCUCGGAAAUGGAUCCGUUGGAUCGUAUUGAAGCUGAGUUGAGACUUUUUGCCCCCCUUGACAACUACUCCGAGAAGGGAUCUGUUCGAGCGCCAUCUCCUGUUCCGUCGGAGCCGGCUGAAGAGGAGACGCCCCGAGUAAGCAAAGUUGACCCCUUGACUCAACCAACACCACGUGUCACCGGGGCAUAUGUUGAGACGCCGGCUACCGUUCGUGUCAAGCAAGAGAAUCAUGUAGAUGAGGAAAAGGUGUCAGAUGCCCCUAGCCGCACCCUGGAUCCAAUUUCGAAGCCGCGCAACAGAGAUUCUAGCCAGCCGUCAAAUAACGAAAGCGUUAAGCAUGAGGACGAUGAUAUUACAACUCUGAGAAGAACAUCGGUGCCACGAUCCUCUUCGGUGCCCACAGCUUCGCGUCGCGCUAGAUCUGUUUCUAGACGCCGUCAGCCUCUGCGCCCUAUAAUCAAUACAGCCAAACCUCCGACGGUAAAGGAUGACAUUCGUGCUAUUCUACGCAUGAACCAGAUUGACGAUUCAACCCUCGAAGACUUUGAUUCCAUUCUUGCCAACCAGGAUAUUGAUGACGAAGAACUUCAGCAAAUGAUGGAUGACACCAUCGACAAGAUCGACAAGGAUCCUCAGCUGCCAGAUCUCUCGGAGCGGGAUUGUGAACUUCAGAUCUAUGAUAGAAUGAGCAAGUCACUGAGGACGGGUCUCCUGGGAAUUCAGUCCGCAAAGAAGGGGAUUGAACGUUUAGAAGACAGGGUUAUGCAUACCGAGCUCAAAGCAGAACAGACUCAUACGGACCAAAAUACCUCCCAGGAGAAAUCGAAAAUACAUAUACCCGUCAGUUCAAGCAGCUCUGCUCCCGUCAUGCUCACACUUCCUGCUCUAUACCGAAGAGAUCCCAAACUCAGGCCAACAAAGUUCGGUAUGCUAGCUAUCGCAAUGCUCAUAUGGUACACUCUAGAGUCGAUCUUCUGUGUGCUUUACGUACCUCAGUAUAAUUGUACACCGGAAAUACCCUGCGACUGGUCACCGAAUGAGCCGUAUUUUCCGUACGCUAUGCCAUUCAUGCUAGAUGAGUGGGCUACCGGAGGAAAGGGGAGAGCCCUAACAUGGAAGGUCGGCGAAGAGAUAGGAGACAUCUACGCCGAGGUCUCAGACUGGGUGACGAAGAGAGAUUUUACCCAGUUGGAUGAGAAGUUUAUGAACGUCUGGGAGCGCAAGCGACAUCGGAGACGAUUACGGAAGCGCGGCCUGGUUCCAAAAUGGGUGGCGCCUCCGGAUUACAAACCCAGAUUUCCGCAAUGGAAUGCAGCGCGCUUAGCUAUGGAAGCUACCGAAGAAGGCGACUAUGACGCGGAGGACGAGACCAUGGAGGCGGACGAGAGGCUUAGGUGAAACAACAUGCCAACAGUCAUAGCAAACCUUUAGAUCUCACGAUCUGCUGUGGGGAAACUGCCCUGUAUACUAUUUCCAGUCAGUAUCUAUGCUAUUGGCUGUUCAUAAUACCAUAGGCUAUACGGGAUGCGAUUUUGCAUGUGCUAAAGGUGGGACACAACUGGCGUUCUUUGGCUUCGGCUUUGCAGUUUUUCGUCAAAACGGCUUCAAAGGGCACGGAGUACUUCACGGUCAAACCAGCUUACGACGUCUAUGUGUAGGCUAAGGCCACAAUAUUGAAAUGGAAAUCGAUUUGAUGGCAUUUCGCGAUGCACUGUUUACAUGAACUCAAGUGCUAAGCCUUACUAUUCCUAAUUAUCUGC
This is a messenger RNA of Annulohypoxylon truncatum, 3903 nucleotides long. RefSeq lists its product as uncharacterized. The transcript has a single exon. The record is from RefSeq and is a predicted model, not a curated record. NCBI's taxonomy places the organism in Eukaryota, Fungi, Ascomycota, Sordariomycetes, Xylariales, Hypoxylaceae. The coding region runs from base 278 to 3541 and encodes 1087 amino acids.